This is a messenger RNA of Durusdinium trenchii, 2849 nucleotides long. NCBI's taxonomy places the organism in Eukaryota, Dinophyceae, Suessiales, Symbiodiniaceae. The record is from the annotation of a GenBank genome assembly.
CAAGCUUGGAAGUUGGAUCCUGUCAUUCUUGUUGCAAUUGGGCCCUCAAACAGAUCAACUGUUGGGCAGCCACGUGUGCUCACAUCCGCAGCUUUCUCAGUUCGUUGAGUUCAACGGCUCAACUUGCAUCCGACAGAUUCACGCCAUGCGCGAAAGAGCUUCAUGUGGUCAACAAAUUUUGGAGAUCACACAUGGCCAUAGCCGCCUUUCUGUUGCAAAAAGACCAUCAACUUGAUCCUGCAGUGGGUUGGCCUUGGUGAUAUUUUGCUUUAUGAUAUUGCAUGUGUGUAUAUAUAGAUAUAUGUAUGUAAGGGUAAAUUAUAGGAAUAUACGCAUAUGUCUUAUGUUGUCUUCUGUGUAAAGCUGUUGUGGAAACAUGCGGAACUGCGUGUUUGAUGGUUGCGCCAGAAGACAUGAUUCUCAUUGCUGAGGAACACCUCUUUAUUCCACUUCACUUGGAUCAGAAGAUCUGGGUCACAGAUCAGUUCGAUUGCAGCAGAUCUACGGAUUUAAAGAUCCCACAAAAGUGACGGCAUUUCUACGAACUGCAGAUGCCACCCUUUUGGAGCAUGCGCUUGCGGUCAUGAAGGAGAACGGGCUGCAGUUCAAUGCAUAUCAAUGCUCAGCAGCCAUGACGAGCUACAAGAAUGCAUCAAUGUGGCCCAGAGCUUUGUCUUUGUUCCUCUCCAGCAUCCACAACAGCCUGGACUCUCCUACGAUGCAGAACGUUGCAUUGGGAUCAUGGGCCAGUGGAAGUCGCUGGAAGGAGGCAUUGGACCUUCUGCAGCAGACCCCUCCAUCGCGCAGACAGCUAUUCGCUUGCAGUGCAGCUUUGAGCGCCUGUGGAAAGUCAACAGCUUGGCAGGCCGCACUGACCCUCAUGAAAGAGAUGUUAGCAGAGGAGGUACAUGCUGACGUCGUUUGCUACAACACCCUCAUCAGUGCCUGUGGCAAAGGUGGGCAAUGGACUUUGGCGCUGGAAGUCCUGCAGGAAAUGAAGCGAAAGAUGCGUCCCAGCAAUGCCAGCUAUUCUGCUACCAUCAGCGCUUGUGAGAAGGCCUUCCGGUGGCGUGAGGCGUUGGCACUCUUGGAAGAAGCACACGCGGUGAGGCCACAACUGAGCUGCUUCAAUGCUGCCAUCAGCGCUUGUGAGAAGUGCCACAAGUGGCAGAUGGCCUUGAACAUCUUCCAGGAGAUUUCCCAAAGGCGGCAAUCUCCAGACAGGAUCAGUUUCAAUGCUUGCAUCAGCGCCUGUGCUGGGGAAUCCAUUUGGACCAUUGCCUUACAUUUAUUGCAGCAAAUGCCCCGCUGUCAACUCACACCUGGUGCCAUUACGCGCAGUGCCGUGAUCACUGCUUGUGAAAAAGCAUUGCAGUGGCAAGUUGUGCUUAAGAUCCUCGACCAGCCUGGAUUUGGAAGGGGAAGCGCUACGGAGCUGCACCAAGCCAUGUGGUACCUUUCAAAGCAGGCACCUUCCUCGCAGACGCAGCUGAAGGCCCUCCAAGGGGCCAGAGAAGCCACUGGUUUGGUGGACGAGUUCAAAGUGAAACAGUUGGUGAGCUUGCUAAGAUCCUUUGCAUCCAUGUUGGUUACUGACAGGGACUUGUUCCACAAAGCUGCAGCUUCGCUUGAGCUGAAGAUUGAGGGCAGCCUGCAGACGCAGGAGCUGGCCAAUGUGGCCUGGGCCUUUGCAGUUUCAUCGUCCUUGUCAUCAGGCUCGAUCUUUGACUCCGUGGAGCGGACGCUAACUGUGCGUGGUGAGGCACUUCUGGCCGACCAUGCCAGCAUUUGCACCGAUCCAAUGGCAAGAGACUAUGCGGAAGGAAUGCUCGGUGUCGUAUGGUCCUUGAACUACGCAGGAGUCUUGUCCCAACGAUUUCUGGACUUCGCGCAUCAAACCUUGUAUCAGCUGACCGAGCUCGAGGGAUGCUUUGCAAUGGAGCCAGUCAGGAGCUCCAGCAUCAAUGCGGGCCUUCCUCUCUUGCUGGAGACUGGGGAUGUCGCAGUCUUGCAGAAGCCAGCAGGGUGGCAGGUGGAUGAUGGGCAUCAGAAUACAGCUGAAGAUGUGUCCUUAUUGUCUACACUGGUACGGAGUAUGACAUCUUUGCGCCGCUUCCAUCUCCUGAGCGACUCUGCAUUCAGCCACGGCUUUCUGCACCGGCUAGAUGUGCCAACAUCAGGCCUCAUCCUCGUGGCCAAGACACACCGGGCCUUCUACGAUAUGCGCCUUCAAUUAGCCAGUGGCUUGUUGAAGCGAGACUACACCGUGCUCUGUCACGGUUUCAUUCCUGAAAAGCGUGAUGAAGUCCGGUCACCAGUGCAUUGGUGGUCUGACGGUCGCAGCACCAGCAGCUCUGUCGGACAGUUUGGCCGGCCCUCCAUCACAAUAUACUACAACUGCUCUCACUACCUCGGAGAGAAUGAUUCGCUGUGCCUGGUGUCCAUCCGCAUUCUCACAGGUAGAAAACAUCAGAUUCGUGUGCACUCCGCACAUAUUGGCCAUCCUGUGGUUUGUGACGAGAGAUAUUCUGCAGAGAAAACAUAUCGAUCAGAUAUGCAUUGGUGUCCAAGAAGCUUUUUGCACCGUUCUAGCCUUCAAUUUCGGGCCGAAGGCAGAAUUGUGACAGUUUCGUCAUGUGUCCCAAAUGAUUUGGCCAGAGCGCUUCGAUCCUGUAGACCCAUUGUGCGGUCGGAAAGCUGCGUGUUGCGGAAGUUGCCAUUGACCAUGCGUGUUUGCUACUAGUAACAAGGGCAUUACUACUAGGAACAAGAAGCUACUAGUAACAAAGGGCAUCUCUAGUAAUAACACGAAGCUACUAGUUGCCAUUAUUUCAGAUUUCCUCGUUGCC